UGUACGAGGUGGUGAAAACCCGGUCGAAAUUUGAAGACGGACCCAGCUUUGUUGCGUAUGUUGAUUAAAUAAAUAUCGUCAGUGCAGUUUGUUGAUGCCGUGUGUAAAUUGUCUUCACAAAGUUUAAAGGUCGAGAUUCUAUUCCUGAAGUCGAAGUUAAACGUUCGAAUCGGUACUGAUGCCUCUGUCGGAUAGGUCCAGCUCUGACGGCGGCGGGCGUCAGAGUCCUCGGCACCGUAGACCUCGCACUCGCUCCCGUAGCAGACAUCGCAGCGACAGUGGUGACCGAAGUCUUUCCCCUGAUAGCUUUGGACCCAAACUCCCGAAACCUCGAAACCGGGAGAAAGAACACGAGGAGCGAGAGCGUCGAUUCCGAGAGGCAAAGAACAUCCGACGGUUCCGCAUCGGAAGCCCUCGACGCAGCAGGUCGCGAUCACGGUCUCGAUCGCGGGAUAGAGAUCGUCGAAACUACAGUAACAACACAAACAGCAGCUACAACAAUUGGCCCGAACACAGAGAGGGAGCCGGGAAACACGGCUUCAAAGAUGAUUAUUACUAUGAUCAGCAGCGGGACGACGCUCAGAGGCAGAGACAGGAAGCUUUCAUGGCAAGGCGUCUCAAUGAACGGGAGCGGAUUGGUGAGUUGGGUUGUCCUGAAGUUUGGGGAUAUUCACCGAGAGUAAAAGAACCAGACUCUGAUGAGUUCACUCCAGUUGAAGAGGAGAAAAACAGCAGCUCAGAGUCCAGCUCAGAAGAAGAAAAGAAGAAGAAGAAAAAGAAGAAGAAGAAGAAAUCAAAGAAAAAGAAAAACAAGAAGCACUCCGAGGACAGUGAUUUGGAAUCUGACACGGAUGAUGAGGAAAUAAAGAAAAAGAAGAAGAAAAGCAAGAGCAAAAAGUCAAAAAAGUCCAAGAAGAAGAAGGCGAAGAAGAGUCGUAAAGAGUCGAGCGACUUUAGCAGUGAAGAAUCUGAGGAAGAGGAAAAUGCUGGCGGAGUUACGUGGGUGGAAAAAAAUGGUGUGGAUGACGACAUAGUCGGACCUGAAGCUCCUCUAACCUCCAUGUCCCAGGACGACAAGCCUCUGGAUUUUGGUCACGCUUUGCUGCCAGGUGAAGGUGCUGCCAUGGCUGAGUACGUCAAAGCUGGAAAAAGAAUUCCGAGAAGAGGAGAGAUCGGUCUCACCAGCGAUGAGAUUGCAAACUUUGAGAAGUCUGGUUACGUAAUGAGCGGUAGCAGACACCGUCGCAUGGAGGCCGUGCGUCUGAGAAAAGAGAACCAGAUCUACAGCGCGGACGAAAAGAGAGCGUUGGCCUCCUUCAACCAGGAGGAGAGAAGGAAGAGAGAGAGCAAGAUCCUGUCGGGCUUCAGAGACAUGGUAUACAGGAAAACCAAAGGAAAGGAGGACAAAUAAAACUGUGCAAAUUGGUUUUUAUUUUUUGGUUUUUUUUGGUUUUUUUUAUCACAUACUUAUUGUCUGCAAUUCAGAUGUUGGUUUGGGGAACGGUCACUAUUAGGUUUAUAGACAGAGAAUAUCACCUGAAAGUAGAUAAGUUAUAUCUACUUUCUUAGCGAUACAGCCUACUUAAUCCCUAAUGUACAUGUUUUUGAGGAGGAAACUGUAAAACCAAAACGUCCAAAAAAAAUAAUAAAAAUCAUCCGGCAGUU
Cynoglossus semilaevis (tongue sole) is the source of this 1665-nucleotide messenger RNA. It is a transcript of the gene nkap, whose product is annotated as NFKB activating protein. NCBI's taxonomy places the organism in Eukaryota, Metazoa, Chordata, Actinopteri, Pleuronectiformes, Cynoglossidae. The transcript has 8 exons. Gene Ontology annotation, molecular function: chromatin binding. The record is from RefSeq and is a predicted model, not a curated record. Gene Ontology annotation, biological process: regulation of gene expression. Gene Ontology annotation, cellular component: nucleus. The coding region runs from base 179 to 1411 and encodes 410 amino acids.